Molecule: messenger RNA, 2900 nt
Organism: Frankliniella occidentalis (western flower thrips)
Lineage: Eukaryota; Metazoa; Arthropoda; Insecta; Thysanoptera; Thripidae
Gene: emei
Product: transmembrane protein 161B
Exons: 12
Coding region: 282-1736 (484 amino acids)
Source: RefSeq, a predicted model, not a curated record
UGCUCUUGUGUUUAGGGUCAGAAAACAGGACACACGAAACUGGCCGUCGUUUGUCUAAUUUGUCUAGAGAGGACGGAGGACGUAACUGUUUUCAAACUAGGUCUAACAACGGAGGCAAUGGUGUCACUGGGGCCGGGGGUUGCUGCUGCUGGGUCUCUGCGACUGCUACGGAAAUAGACAAGAGCGUCUGCUGGGCCGUUGCUCUGUCUGCUGUACCCGGCACAACUUAUAUGGAAUCUUAAUUUUAUUUUGCUACAGACGGAUAGUAGGGAAAAAUCAAAAUGGCUCUUCUCGGUGCUCAAAUGGUCAUCACUUUGAUCAUGGUCAGCGUGUUUCAAAAACUGGGCUCAUUCUUCUCAUUAGCUCGAUGGCUUCUCUGCUCUACUGGGUUGGUUCGCUAUCUAUAUCCAACAGACAGCGAGUUAAGACAGCUUGCGGGUAUCCCUAAAGUUACUAAAGAAAAAUCAAAAGGAAAGAAGGGAAGCAAGCUUGAAAAUGGUGAUGUGUUUAGGAUACCCAGAAGUCUCGAUGUCCCUUUGGAGAGUACAAAAGUCUCACCCCUGGAUGUUGUCCAUUUACGUUUCUAUUCCGAAUAUCAAUGGGUUGUAGACUUUGCUCUGUAUGCAGGCUUUGUGUUUUUGAUGUCCGAGGUUUAUCAUGGCUUUUAUCCAAUCAAAGAUGAAGUAAAUCUUUCUACUGUUUGGUGUAUGCUAGUGCUCGGCUUUGCAACAAAAGUUCUGGUAAGUUUGACUGUUCAGUAUUUCAAGGGAGAACAAUCAGUUGGUGAGCGUUCUACUGUCAUAGUGGCUGCAUUUGCAUACCUACUGAUUGCAAUGAUGGUCAUGGUAGUGGAUGAACGCAAUUUAGAAUCUGGUUUAGAAACAGCCUACCAAAGUUUCAAUACCAGUGCAGCAAGGUUCCUUGGUAGUCAGGGAUUGCAAUCCUCUGGACCAGCAUCAAAACUUGUAUUAAAGUUUUUCUUAGCCCUAUGGUGUGGAUUUAUUGGUGGAAUUUUCAUCUUCCCUGGGUUCAGGGCAGCACGAAUGCAUUAUGACCUUCUCAAAUAUUAUGAAGUCAACCGAAUUAAGCGAUUUUUGCUCAAUGUCAGCUUUGCUUCACCUUUUCUUCUAGUGCUUCUGUGGGUCAAGCCCGUUUGUAGAGAUUACCUGACUGCGAGAAUUUUUUCUGGCAUGACUGCACCUCUAAUGACUGAUGGUGCGUUUGACAGCAUGCGCUUAGUAGCUGUUAUUGUUGUAGCACUUCAUCGCCUCUUUCUCAUGCCAAUUUAUUUGCAAGCCUAUUUGAAUAUGGCUUACCAAAGAGUUCAAGAGCAAAGGAAGGAAGCAGGAAGAAUCACAAACCGUGAACUUCAAGAGAAGAUUGCCAGUGUUUUCUUUUAUUUGUGUGUUGUUACACUUCAGUAUGUUAUUCCCAUUUUCUGUUGUCUAUUUUUUGCUUUUCUCUUCAAAGUACUGGGGGGUUUUACAUGGAGUGGAGUUUCAGUACCUUUUGAAAGUCCUGCUCUUUUGUAUUCUAGUCCUACUGCGACUGAUGAUGCCACCACUAUCAUGCAAUCAGCUAGACAGUUCACACUUGCAUUGGAUUCAUUGAAACAAGUUUUUACCAUUGAAGUGUCUCGUGGAGUUCUUGGAUUUGCACUUUGGUGGAGUACUUUUGCUUGGUUUUCCUCCUCAUUUCUUGGUAUUUUGUAUCAGACAUAUUUUCAACACUCAUAGUGAAAUGCAUUGGUUGUUACAUAUAGAUGAUGUUGAUUUUUGGGUCAAUAAUGUGUGCCUAUUGCGCAAAUUGAUUUCAUGCAACUUAAAAACUUUGGCAAUAUAUCUGAUUGUGUGUUAACCUGUAGAACAUGGAAGACAUUAUUCUCUUAAACAAACUUGUGUAAAUAUUUUAAGAUAGUAGUAAUUUUUUUUUGUUGCAUGGCCGUGGCCCAUGCGAUUUUGUAAUAGACGGAAAUUUUGUUUUGACAGUAUUUUGUGCUACUGACUUAAGUAGUACAUCUGUGUUACUGUACUCUCAGUUCUGAUCUCACGCCAGCUGUUCCAUCGAAGGUGCACAAUUGUGUCCACUAAAAUUGUGGAUUUUGGGGCUUCAGGUACUCUUCAUGUACUUGCCAGCUUUAUUUUCUUAUAAAUAUUAGAUCUCUAAAACAACAUCAAACAGCGUGGUAGCAGGUCAUGCCUGGGACCUAAUUUAACUGAAAUUUAGGCAUUUAUUGUAUUUCCAGUCGUUAAACUGUCUUGAAAGACAUUUUUAUUACUUGUACAAGGUUUCUUGUAUGUAAAAGUGUGCCACUCCAAUUUUUGUCUUACUAUAAAAAAAGACAUAGCACUGCCACAAAACACUUGUAGGAACUGACAAAGUGUUCAGGAACAAAGUAGCUCCUUGAGGGGUUGUCUUCCUUUUCUUUGAAGACUGCAUUUAAGUUCUAGGUGUGUGUAUAUAUUGUAUCUUGAGAUAUUGGUAACAGAAUGGCCAAUAAAAGAGAGUUGCUUUGGUAGCCAAUAAUAGCCAAUGUAACUCCCUAGAAGAUGAAUCUCAAGCUGCCUUUAAAAAAAAAAUAGAGUUACGGUGUAAUUGUGAAGCCAGAAACAGCAUCAUGUUUACUAUUUUCAUUUCAAGCAAUACAUAUAUUUUGUAAUUUCAGUGUAUGAAAACAGUUUGCUUUUUUGAAAAUUUGUAUUUUUAUAAAGACGUCUGUUGUUAGUCAAAUGUCUGGAAAAAACAUAACUAUGGAAGCAAUAUGUUUUCUGUAAAGUUAAUAGUGCUCUGUCAAGCAUUAUCUAAAUUUUUCAAAAACGAGGUUGUGAUUGUGACUCUGUCAGUUGUUGUUGUUUUUUCUUUUUAAAGAGCAGAACGCUACUGCAGUACUGCAACCAACA